CACAACUCCACGGACACGCCACACAACUCCACGGACAUGCUGCACAACUCCACGGACACACCACACAACUCCACGGACACGCCGCACAGCUUCUCGAGCAAAUUUAUUGAAGCAGACAGGAAUACUCUUCUUGAACCGAAGCAGGAUACGCCCGGUGCUUCCCAGAAACCUGGCAAAGGCGCCCCGGUCAGCGACGACAAUGGAUAUAGCUCUAUUGCUAUAUAUUUUUUUUUCAUUGUCAGCUUGUUGGCGUGUUUGUACUUCUAUUUGUAUUUUCCAGUUUGUGGGAAGUAUGGAGGUGCUCGGUCAUUUUGUCGGCGGCGUGGCUGGCGUCGGGUGACGUCGCUGGGCCUCGAUCCAGCAGAAACAAUGCACACAGGAGGAAUCUCAGUUACAGCUGCGCAGGUUUUGGGCCGAAUGUCGGAGUCGCCAAUGAAAGAGGAACUGGCGACACCUACGCCACAGGAACAUAAGUUGGAGGAUAAGAAAGGGAGUGGUCUAUCACUCCUGCGCCGGGGAAGCGUAACGAGCAGCGAUGGCUGGAGCUGGGAUGGGGAAGUGUAG
Trypanosoma rangeli is the source of this 564-nucleotide messenger RNA. RefSeq lists its product as uncharacterized. The record is from RefSeq and is a predicted model, not a curated record. Lineage: Eukaryota; Euglenozoa; Kinetoplastea; Trypanosomatida; Trypanosomatidae. The transcript has a single exon. The annotation marks the transcript as partial.